Messenger RNA from Peniophora sp. CBMAI 1063, 462 nucleotides. The record is from the annotation of a GenBank genome assembly. Lineage: Eukaryota; Fungi; Basidiomycota; Agaricomycetes; Russulales; Peniophoraceae.
AUGGUUCUGUCUAAGGAAAUGCGACGGGACAUAGUACGCUGGACUCAAGAAGGCCGGACGCGCAAGGAGGUUGCCCAGCUCGCGAAAUGUCACCUCGAAGCCGUGCAGACCAUCCUGCGAUUGUGGCGCGAAACUGGCAAUGUCGAUAAUCCUCACGCACUCUCUCGCGGCGGCACCCGUAUACUCAACACUAUACACCGCAACUGCAUUCGUGCACUACAUGCCCAGAACCCCACCCGCUACCUCCAUGAGUAUCAGGACGCCUGGUGGGAGGUUCACGGCAUCGAUGUCUCUAUCGCCACUCUUUGUCGUGGAAUGGCACCCAUGAAGUAUUCGCACAAGCAGAAAUCGCCAGCAGCCUUUGAACAGAGCCAGAAGGCCGCAUCACUCUCAAUCUCGAGGGUCGGCUUUCCGACGUACUGCAAGGCAAAAGCACAGAUAUAUGUCACCAAUACGGGCUAG